Messenger RNA from Vitrella brassicaformis, 1771 nucleotides. Lineage: Eukaryota; Vitrellaceae. The record is from the annotation of a GenBank genome assembly.
UCAUGAUGGGCUUCUAGCGGCGGCCAAAUUGGCAAGCCGAAGAGCCUCCAAGUCACGCAGGCCAGUGUCUGAAUAUGAAUGUCCUCGGGAGUGCUAUAGGGAGACAUACCUGUGUCUGCUCACCUGAGAGCGGUUUGUUGAGAUUGGCCCGCAACUCGGAUGGGAGGGCAUCAGGCGGAUCUCCAAAUAGAGCAUCGCCCAUGCACGACUCACGGAUGUAGAUCUGACCCCUGCCUUCACCGUAGGUCGUAUCUGAGAUCGAACACAGCACAUACGUGAGAACGCUUGGCAUUGUCGCCUGUACAUUUGACGAAAAGGAACGGGAUGAAGUUGUAGUCUGUAAUAUGCCAGCUGCACUUGAAAGGAAGGGGGUGUAGUUUAAACAUCUGAACGAUAAGUCUUCAUACCCUCCAUAGAGCUUUGGCUGCACUAGUCGGCGGUAGAAGUACAUUCGGCGGCUCCUGACCAACUCAAAAGGCUGUGAAAGAAAGUCAUCGACAAUAUUAUAUUUUGUCUCGUGCCCCCAUUACCAUUCAUACCACGAAAGUGCCCCGCGGGGCUGUCCCAUUAGGAAAUUGGGAGAGUUGCAUGUCCAUCAUCCCCGUGAACACGAUAUUGAAGUUGCCCGCCCAGCUGAUGAGAACAAGUGCAGCAUCCUCAAGAGGUUUGGCCAGCUCACAGUGCUUGAUCAGCUUCAUCACUUCGCCGGCAGGUAUCUUGGAUUCACAGAGCAUAAAGAGACAUGGUCAAUGACGUCAACAGUGUCUGUCAUGCGCACCUCAUCUGGGUCGCUCAUGAAGACCAGGUCUUCCCCAAGGCUGACAUACUUGUGAUCCAUUUCCUCGUUGAGCUGCAGAAACCUCUGCACGACCUCGUUACGUGCCCACGACUGUGCUUCGAAGCACGCUUCAUCGUUUUUGCAAGCUGGGCUGCUCUCAUAUUUUGUGCGCAUCACUGAUUCCGACAGCUCGAUGACGAGAAUUCGAUCUCGCAAGUCACCAAACCUGGAAACAGCAAUUCAAUCACCCAUCGAUGACGUGCCAUCGAUUCUUUCGACCAUUGAGGGUCUUGCAGCGCCCGGGUCAUCAAGAGAGGCUUCGAGCUCCCUGUCGAAGUCACCCGACUUUCCCCAGCGACAAACCAGUCGACUGCGUGCCGCAACUCGUUGAAGCGCACCUCCGCCAUAUCUGAGUGUCAACACCAAAAUCGGAUCCAUUCGCCCACCCGCAGACAGAAUCUCACGUCUCACCCAGGUCAAAGCCGAAGUAAAAGAUAUCGACAAUUUUCCGCGGUCUGUCCAAUCGUUUGCCCGACAGGAGCCCGGUGUGCCUGUCAUUUGCUGUGCAGUCGCCGUCGCGUAGUUCAGUGUAGCUCGUUCAGUGUAGCUCGAGAGCGACACAGCUCGCAUUGAUGGGCACGGGAGGGGCAGACAAAACGUACGUGGACAAAGCGUCGAUAACUCUUUGACGCAUUUCUGCAGACAAACAGUGUAAUUCCCAUUCGACGACACACGGGACAGGCUUUUUGCAAUCUUACGUCUCGGUGCGUAUGGCUGGCUGGGAUGCUUGGGCACGUCCCCGAAGUCGAAGGCCAUAAGGGCGCCAACCAGGGAAGGGACGAAAGAAGCAGAUGGUGCUGUUGUUGAGGGAUCGGUGUGAACCUCAGUAAGGGAUUCCACUAUAAUUGGCCUCUGGGUACGACGAGGGGCCAAGCGAGGGGCACGAAGGAAGGACACGAGAGAGGCGUGAGCGAGAAGGAAGCGAUGAGAGAG